Musa acuminata AAA Group (dessert banana) is the source of this 6986-nucleotide messenger RNA. Its product is annotated as probable methyltransferase TCM_000336. The record is from RefSeq and is a predicted model, not a curated record. The transcript is spliced from 4 exons. Gene Ontology annotation, biological process: methylation. Gene Ontology annotation, molecular function: S-adenosylmethionine-dependent methyltransferase activity. Bases 4090 to 5232 code for a protein of 380 amino acids. NCBI's taxonomy places the organism in Eukaryota, Viridiplantae, Streptophyta, Magnoliopsida, Zingiberales, Musaceae.
CAUGGAGUAGUGUAGCUGUGACUUUAUAUAGGGGGACAUCAACGAUUAGAUCUUUUUGUGUUCAUGGGAAUGGUUGGUGCAGGCUGCGUCAAGAAUUGUGCGCUAUUGCCAAUCACCAGCUGUGGCCAAAGCUCUAGUGACUCCCAUUGAAUUCUAUCCUCCAUAAAUGGAUUCCAUGCCCUACUUGACAGCCUGCAGUUUGCCACUUUGUGAAAGUAGUGAUGGAAGAGUUGGCAUGGCUCACUUUCAUCUUCAGCUACUUGCUUUGGCAGAACCUUUUUGAGUUCAUAUUGAUAGCUGAAACUUCCAUGACUGGCAGUUAAUGCUGUUAGUUAGUUCUCAGGGCUGGACCACUGAAUCUUCAUCCAUACUCUCACUUGUAGAAGCUCAGACAACACAACCAACACAAGCUUUUUUCCUUUCUUGUUCUUUAUGCUCGAGAACAAUUUAGGAGUUGAGCAGUUCGAUAUCUUAGAAACAGAUUGUUCAUUAUGUGUUUCGGGCUACAAAGAGGGAUCCAAAUAUAGUCGAUAUAUGUUAGAUUUGAAUGAUCUAAGAACAAUUAGUUUCCAUCUAUCAUGAUAGGAAAGGUCUACUUCUUACUUCAGAAACAAAACCAUAAGGAGUGCAAUAACCAUACACUCAAUCACCAUCUCCUCAUAAAAAUCCAAUUGGAGAUGCAUAUGCACUACUGAAAACAUGGACAGUUUAUCUUGAGACUACCUUUAACUCGUGUUUAGGCAAAUAUGAAGCAUGCCAUGUCAUAAGACCUCCCCUUUGCCAUGUAACUGAUGUGGCAUAGAGGAAAUGAAAAUGGGGAAAGUCAGCAGCCACCUUCAUGCUUCUCCUUGUUUGUUGUCCUUGGUAGAAGGUGAACAGGUUUCAUCGAAUGGCUUCCAGUAAGAGUUCCAUGCAAGACAGUGGACAUUCUCUAUCAGAUACAUCCAUUAUUCAACCUCUGCCAUUCACUCAUGUGUAAAGCCUUACAGCAUUCCGGGCACAAAAAGAUCUCAUCCAUAGUGGAAUACGACAAGGCCUAAAGCCCCUAUUCGAAUGGAGAUCAUUCUCCUACCUUUCUGCUUGAUUCAUGCUUCACCCACCCCAUAAUGCACAAAACUAAGAUAAAGCCCAUACCCCCCACAUUUUAGCAGUAGCUGUAUAUAAUAUUUUCUUGAUGAUUGUUACUCCUUUGAUAUUGUUUGUGAAUACUAUGAUGAAUCAAGACAGAUGAAUAUAUGAUCCUGGCUGGAUGAUUUCAUACCCCAAGGCUUUCUACUGAAUAUUCUUAUCUAAUGCUAUCUAAAUUAUACUAUUCUAUUAGUAUAUAAUUGAUAUUGUUAAGUUAUUUCUAGUGAUAUGUUAAAUAAUCCAUUUUUCAGAAAUAGAUUUACCUAAUUUGAGAAUAAGUUUGCUUCUUUAACAUAGAUUUCUUAUAAUAAAUUUAGUAAUUAAUUUUUAAUAUACCUUAAAAGAAAAAUACAAAAUGAUUUCAUAAUCAAAAUUUGAUAAGGAAUGAAAUUGUAGAAAGGUCUUUGUUACAAUUUUGGAAUUUGAAGUUUUCUAAAAAUGGAAUAUUUCCAAAUUGGUAAUUCUAAAAUCUUCAAAUUAUGAAAUUUAAAAUAUGAAAUUAAUUAAAUAACCAAUUUUGUAUAGAAAAAUUCAACCAAAAAAUGCAUCUUGGAUUUUAGUUUUUUUUUAUGAUUUCUAAACGGAAGUUACUUUGGUAAAAUUUUGAUUAUUACCAAAUACUAUACAAAUAAAUUUUUAGGGUUUCUUUUAUCGGCAGGAGUUCAAUGGAAAUAAUAUUUUUAUCAGUAGUAAUAAUUUUUAUUUUCAGGAAAAAUGCACAAAAUAUUAUGUUAGUGUGGUGUGCAAACAUCAUAGCAAAUUAGAAAAGAUUAACCAUUAGCAAUGGAUUAGCAUCAAAAAUUAUAAAAUGAUGCACGAACUCAUCAUAAGCUAUAUAUAUAUAUAUAUAUAUAUAUAUAUAUAUAUAUAUAUAUAGAGAGAGAGAGAGAGAGAGAGAGAGAGAGAGAGAGAGAGCCAUCUUGAUUUUUAAGGGUGUAGAUCUUUGUUCAGCAAACAUAUGUGCAACUAUUACCUCAAACAGAUAUUUCGAUCAAGUAGAGAUCAUGCUGGCCCAGCUUAAUUUUAGUUAGUAUCACUUCAGAGAGAUGCCAAGAAAAGAAAAGCAUGAAAUGAGCAGGUUUAACUUUCUUCCCUGUCUUCUCAUUGGUUUGACUGUUGAGAUGUUCAUUGUUGAGCUGCAAUGCACACAAGAAGAUACGAAUCAUCAUUGAUGCCAUGAUCGAACGAGGUGAAAAGCUAAACAAAGAGAAACACUGAACAAGCGCAACACUGCAACACUCUCUGUGCCCUUUGACUCUCGUUUAAAUGUACAUAUCUCAUGAGCAGACUUUUCUUUGUUCACCUUCUCUGUUUGGUUUGACAUUUGAGAUUCUCAUUGCAAAUUGCAAUGAUUACUCUACGUCUCAAGUCUCGACCAUCUUUGAUACCCUGAACAGCAAAGUGAAGAAGUGCAACGCAAAUCUUUUGAUACUCAUCUUCUGCUGACAAAAGUAAACUCGGCAUACUUUUGUUGCCAUUCUAGUCCAGUUUUAAGUCUACUGUCUUCCUUUUCUUUCCAUGGUUUGGCUAUAAAGAUACUCACUGCAAAUUGAAAAGCACAUUAUUCUAUCUGAAUCACCAUUGAUGCCAUGAGUGACAAAGUGAAAAAUUAAGGAAGAAGAAACUCAGUAAAAGCACAGCACUGCAAUAUUUUAUAGCCAUCUGCUGCCAAAAGGAGAUAUUUUAUGCGCAUACUUUAAUAGGUCACUCAGCUCUUGGUUUAGUGUGAAGGUUUCUUCCACUGCUUUUGGCUUCUUCUGGAGCCUUCAAGCUUACUAGGUCCUCCAACUCUGCUGCUUGGGUCAUUGUAACAGGAGAACCAUCACCUGAACUCAAGAGUCCCAGGUAUUCAUCUUCCGACACUCUUUUUAUUUUUGUCUCUACUGCAUGGUAAUCGAUCGGGAGAUGGGAGUGAAAAUGGAUUAAUGAUACUUCAAGAUUCCAAAGAGCUUUAAUUAAGGAAAAAAUAUGUUCGGAUUCCAUUGUAGUUAUUACAGUUUUUAGAUUUCAACUCUGUGAAGCAGGAAAUUUAUGGUAAAGCCAAAUUUUGUGCCUUCUCUGGUCCUUUUUUACAUUUGAGUUUCUUAAAACAACUCAAAUCAUUCUUACAUAUAAGAAAACAAUCUUAUGUUGCUGUGGCUACAUGAUCUGGAAUUGAUGCAUGGACAAAGGCAGACAGUAGAAGUUGUUGGGUGAUUCUUGGUGUUUGUGAGAUGAAAGCAUCAGCUAAUGUUCGGUUGACAAGAGGAAAAAAAGAUCAGGAGCAAAUCGAAUGAAAAAAAAUGUUUGUCAUAAUAUUCCCAAAGAUCUUACUUCGUAUUGAGAUGUAGUUCCUCCUCAAGAUGAUCAAUUCUGCCAAACACCAUGAGGCAUGGCUUACUAAUCAUGAUCAGCUCUUCUGAUCAUUAUAAUGAGCUUUACAAGCACUAGGAAGAAAACUAUUUCAUUAUUAAUAGGUAACUGAUAACAACUGUUAUGACAUCAAGGCAUUCUAUAAAUUAUUGACCAAUUUACAAGGCUUCUUUUAUCACAAGAACACUUCCAAAAUGCUUUUCUGCCAUAUCAGUCAAGCUUUAGAAUCCCUCCAAUGUGCAGAUCUUCUCUCAUCUGAUGGUCCCCUCAAUCUUAUCUCAAGUUUCAAACGUUGACAGGACCCAUCUAUGAUGUGAGAGAUGUGAGAGACGAUUAGAUGGUUAAGAAUGUCUAACAUACACUAAUAUGAAGAUUCAUGGAUAAGGCUGACAAUAUCAGACAUGAGAAGGGAGAUGUGAUUUAGAUCCAACUGAUGGAAACAGGCACUCAGACUCACCUUUUUGCUUUUCCCUUGGCAAACUAAUUUUGAGCAUGUCCAAUCAUGUGAACUCAUUAUCUGCCUUACAUGUGUUUCUUUCAUAAUUUAUGUAGAAGAAAAAAAAUAGAAGAUCAAGAGGAAAGUAAAGAUGAACUGAAACUGAAGAGGCAAUGCCACCCUGUACGACUCCAAACACUACUGAACUUGUGAUGAUCAUGGAUGUGGAGAGUAUUCUUCACAUGAAGGAAGGGCUGGGUGAGACAAGCUAUUCCCAAAAUUCUUCCCUUCAGAAGAAGAGUAUGGAGGCCAUGAAGCAUUUCAUAAUAGACUCAGCAUUAGCUGCCUAUGCCUUUAAGACACCAGAAAUCUUCACAAUUGCUGAUCUUGGUUGCUCCUCAGGGAUAAAUUCUCUAUAUCUAGCUGAAGAAAUUAUCAAGGCCAUUCAUGAGAGAUCUCGGCAGUUAGCGAGGCUGGCACCAGAGUUUCUGGUGUUCCUUAAUGACCUUCCAACCAAUGACUUCAAUGCCAUGUUUCUGAGCUUUCCAGAGUUCAAUAUGAAGUUCAAAGCAGGCAUUGAGUUGCAAGGGGGCAGUGCUCCAUCUGUAUAUUUAGCUGGAAUUCCUGGGUCUUUCUAUAGCAGGCUUUUUCCGGGCAAUAGUCUUGAUUUCAUCUACUCUUGCUAUAGCUUGCACUGGCUUUCCCAGGUUCCUUUGGGGCUUCUUGACAGUGAUUGCAAGCCAAUUAAUAAGGGGAACAUGUACAUAUCUAACACAAGCCCCCCUGCUGUUUCUUUAGCAUACUUCAAGCAGUUCCAGAAAGAUUUCAGCCUCUUUCUUAAGUCAAGAUCUGUAGAGCUACAUUACGAGGGACGAAUCGUCAUUUUGAUGUUGGGAAGAAGAACUGAAGAUCACAGUGAUAAGAGCACAACAGUUUUAUGGGAACUUUUAGACCAGUCACUGGCAAUUAUGGUCUCACAAGAGAUAAUUGAUGAAGAGAAGGUUGACGCAUACAAUGUUCCAUUUUAUGCUCCAUCAGCGAAGGAGAUCGAGGACGAAGUACACAGAGAAGGAUCAUUUGUGAUCGACUGUAUACAAGCUUAUGAGCUGAGCACAAGAACAGGAGAUCCUAAGGAGGAUGCGAGAAUCAUAUCGAUGGCCAUUAGAGCCAUACAAGAAUCAAUGAUCAGCCACCACUUUGGAGAGGCAAUUAUAGACACUUUGUUCCAAAUUUACAAUGGACUGCUCAGUGAAUUCAUGGUUAAAGAAGAAAUAAAAAGUUCUCACCUACUGGUAAUUCUAAGAAAGUCAUGCUAAAUUAAGCAUAUGUCAAAGACCAGAGCUGCAAUUUUAGAGAUCACAUGCUAGAUUGAGCAUGCAAGCAAAAGAAAUUAUCUUUUACUACUGUCUAUGAGCUGCAAAUUGUGUUAGGUGGCAUAUGGAGUUUUCAAUAUUGCGCUAUGCAGAAAGAACAUGGAAAGGGAGGACCAUACUAAAAAUUAUGAGGAGAAAGAAGCCGAAAGAGAACCAAAACAAGGUUGGAGGAGCUAUCUUAGCUCUUCCUUUAUUCUGAGAAAAGGUGAUCCUUGAUUAUGUACUAAAGGCUUCCUUUCUUUUUCUUGCACAAUUAGGCUGCCUCGCUUAAUUUUUUCUGAUGGGCCAGCAGGAAUGAAACUCCUCAGGAAUUAGAGAAGUUUCUUGCAACUCAAAGUGUAAGCAUGUAGAAGUGGAAAUGAGGGAAGGAGUACGAGUUUAAUUGUGAUCCUUGUAGUAAGCUCAGCUGAAAAUGUAUUAGAUUGUCAAUCGUGACUACAACAUGGAAUUGAACAUGGCUAACGGUCUCAAAUGGAAGACAUUUAUACAUACAACAUGUAUACACCUUAACAAAAAUAAUCUUCAUCAAAAGUGGAUAAGACUAAGAUUGACUUAUAAGAGUUUGAUGGAUAUACUAUUAUCAACUUUAGUUUAAGCAUUUUGGUUAGUGGUUUGAACUCAAUAAAUUUAACAGGUUAGUUAAUCCAUCGGGCUUAGAUCGUGAAAAAUAAUAUCAGAGUUGACUUCUCAUUUAUCUCUUAGAGAUAGGAUGUGAAUGAAUAAAUUUUUGUAUCAUCCUUAUUAAUUUUUUUGACAUAAUUCUGUAUUGGUUCUGAAUUUUUCCUUCAACAAGAGCAUGUUUUUGAGACCAUUCUAACAGGAAACACAGUAUGAUUGCUUCUUUUCUUUGGCAGUCUUUCAGUUACCAACUUAUGUUAAUUGCUAGCCAUAGCCUUGCACUUGCAGUACCAUGACAUGUUCCUUAGUUAUGUAAACCCUUUAUGAACAUUUAUCAAGUAGCUUUUGUCAUUGUAUUUCCCAUGAGGAAGAAGAGAAGUUGCUUCAUGGAAUCUAAAUGCUGAAACAGAAGCUGCCAUAUUCAUUUCCAUGCACAAUCUGUGAGGAAGAUGAGAGGAUCUUAACUGUUCUCAAAAGCCUGGCCAUGUGAGCUUGUGCACGAGGAACACACGUGUAAUUGCCUAAAUCUUGGCUUCUUCCACUGCGUGGCACAUACUGAGGCCGACUCUGUCUUGCAGACCACAGACGAAACAAGACUAAAGCUGAAAGAUAUAAAGGCAAGAAGUCGCAGUCUUUUUUUGCAGGAGAUGACUGUUGCCAGUGACAUAUCAAGGAAGGACAAGAGAUAAUAUUAAGUCUUUUCAUGUGUCUCAUUACUCCUUUCAUGUCAGAGAAGGCAAACUGCUAUUAAUUGUCACACAGAUGCGACAGUAAAACGAAAGGUGGAGGAAAAAAGAUCUUUACCACUGAGCAAGAGAAGAAUCAGAGUUGCCAAGUUCACCAUCACCAUGAAUUGAGUUCUUGAAGGUUUCAGUUUGGACUAGUUAAGACUUGGACUUUCCAAAAUUUGACAUUUAGAACACAAGUAUAGAAUGAAGAUAUUUGGUAGAUUAUAAAGUUAGGUCUGUACUGCAGAGAGCAAAAUGGUUGGCAGCAGCCAGUAAAUCUUCUUCAUUACUUCUAAAGUGUAUUUUUCUGCAUAGAUAGGAGAAAAGAUAUCUUAGCAAACAAGUGCAAUA